Messenger RNA from Cooperia oncophora, 1029 nucleotides. NCBI's taxonomy places the organism in Eukaryota, Metazoa, Nematoda, Chromadorea, Rhabditida, Trichostrongylidae. The record is from the annotation of a GenBank genome assembly.
AUGCUAAUUUUCAGAGAGAAGCACACUGUCGAAGAGUUUGUUGAAGGACUAUCCCAUUUCGACAAGGAGGGCAAUGGCCUGAUCAAUGUUGCGGAGCUACGUCAUCUGCUUACUACCCUAGGUGAACGACUCACUGAUGAGGAAGUCGAUCAGCUUCUUGCGGGACAUAACGAUUCUCAUGGAAAUGAACACGAUCGAGUUUCAGGAGUUAUUAGGACACUGGCUGCGAUGUCAGGACCUGGUGGAUCUGGUGUUAAUGAUUCCUCUAGUUAUGUGGAUGAUGCUGAUGGUGGUGAUGGCACCUCUAUGGAAGCAAGUCGUGACAUAGCCCAUGUGAAAGCUAUCCUCGAAGAGGCUGGAGUGACCGAUUACGAUCCACGCGUGGUGCAUUUGCUUCUUGAUUUACUAUACUCAACUACCUCCAGUUUGCUUACUCAAGCAAAAGCGGUAUCGCAACACUGCGGGAAAAUGGUCAUAGAUGAACCAGAUGUACAAAUAGCUGUGGACUUUAGUGGUAAUCUUAUCGGGUCUCGUGAACUGAAUAUCCAAUUUGCUUUCUCAUACUGUGCCGAACUAGUAUUGGAGAAAGAUUCCGUCCAUCUUUUUUAUCGAGGACGCAGCUGUUCAGCCAAAGUGCUUUAUUCAUACACUACACGUCUUAUUUGUAUCCGCAUAUCUAAAGUAUUUAUAGGUAUUGCAGGCUAUCUGAGUGAUGGUAACCCUAGCAGGGAUUAUGUGCUUAAAACAGCUGCCGAGCGAAACUCCCAGCCUUUGCCGCAGAUUCGUCAUAACUUUGGCUUGAAACUUCCCAACGACAGGUCAUUUCUUAGUUUUGCCUUCCUGCAGCCGAAUGUCGAAUGGCGAGGUUCGGAUCGAACUACAGCAGAUUUAUUAUCGAACAACUCAUCGCUAACAGUAGGUCAACCGCCUGCUUCUUCGGCUUAUGUGGAUGAUAGUCUUCAACAACUUCGCCCCGAACAUGUCACUAAUAUACUGAAAAGAUCAGCCGAUGAUGAUUUCGAUGUGUAA